CCGCGCGGGGCGGGGCCGCCGGCGCAGUUGCUGCAGGCGCCGCGGGAGGUGUCCGAGACAAGAUGAAGCUCAUCAUCCUGGACCAUUAUUCUCAGGCCAGCGAGUGGGCAGCCAAGUACAUCAGGAAUCGCAUCAUCCAGUUUAACCCGGGGCCAGACAAGUACUUCACCCUGGGACUUCCCACUGGGAGCACCCCAAUUGGCUGCUACAAGAAGCUCAUUGAGUACUGCAAGAAUGGAGACCUGUCCUUCAGAUACGUGAAGACCUUCAACAUGGAUGAGUAUGUGGGCCUUCCUCGAGACCACCCGGAGAGUUACCACUCCUUCAUGUGGAACAACUUCUUCAAGCACAUUGACAUCCUCCCAGAAAACACCCACAUUCUGGAUGGGAAUGCGCCUGACCUGCAGGCUGAGUGUGACGCCUUUGAAGCGAAGAUCAAAGCCGCAGGGGGGAUUGAGCUGUUCGUCGGAGGCAUCGGCCCUGAUGGACACAUUGCCUUCAAUGAGCCGGGCUCCAGUCUGGUGUCCAGGACCCGUGUGAAGACUCUGGCCAUGGACACCAUCCUGGCCAAUGCUAGGUUCUUCGAUGGUGAUCUCACCAAGGUGCCCACCAUGGCCCUGACGGUGGGUGUGGGCACUCUCAUGGAUGCUAGAGAGGUAAGGGCACAUGGGCUCCCCAGGCCUUCCUUGGGGGGUUGGACUUGUCUUUCUGUCAUUAACUAUACAGGUACCACCGACAACACUUACUAAAAAUGAAGGCAUUAUAAAUACGGCUAGGGCGCC
Leptonychotes weddellii (Weddell seal) is the source of this 782-nucleotide messenger RNA. The record is from RefSeq and is a predicted model, not a curated record. Lineage: Eukaryota; Metazoa; Chordata; Mammalia; Carnivora; Phocidae.